Saccoglossus kowalevskii is the source of this 1185-nucleotide messenger RNA. RefSeq names its product zinc finger protein 14-like. Lineage: Eukaryota; Metazoa; Hemichordata; Enteropneusta; Harrimaniidae. The record is from RefSeq and is a predicted model, not a curated record.
AUGGAAGUAAAUACAGAUUGCAUUAUGCCAUCGAAGACAGAUACCAGUAGAGGUGUUGACAAAAUCAACAGAGAACCUGAAUGUGUGCAGUCCAUGGAAAAAGGGUUUCAGUGCACGCAAUGCUUGAAGCCAUAUAAGUGCAAACAAUGCGAGAAGUGUUUUACUCAGUCGGGGCAUCUGAAGGAGCACAUGCGUACACAUACAGGAUUGAAGCCAUUCCAGUGCAAACAAUGCAAGAAAUGCUUCACUCACUCUGGAUUGAAGCCAUUUAAGUGUAAACAAUGCGAAAAAUGCUUCACUCAGUCUGGUGGUCUGAAAAAUCACAUGCUUACACAUACAGGAUUGAAGCCAUUUCAGUGCAAACAAUGUGAGAAGUGUUUUACUCAGGCGGGGCAUCUGAAUGAGCACAUGCGUACACAUACAGGAUUGAAGCCAUUUCAGUGCAAGCAAUGCAGGAAAAGCUUCACUCAGUCUGGUAGUCUAAGAAAUCACAUGUUUACACAUACAGGAUUGAAAAUAUUUCAAUGCAAACAAUGUGAGAAGCGUUUUGCUCGUUCAACAUAUCUAAAACAGCACAUGCUUACACAUAAAGGAUUAAAGCCAUUUCAAUGCGAACAAUGCAAGAAAAGCUUCACUCAGUCUGGCCAUCUGAAGGAGCACAUGCAUACACAUACAGGAUUGAAGCCAUUUCAGGGCAAACAAUGCGAGAAAUGCUUCACUCAUUCUGGUAGUCUAAAACACAUGUUUACACAUACAGGAUUGAAGCCAUUUAAGUGUAAACAAUGCGAAAAAUGCUUCAAUCAGCUUGGGGGUGUAAGAAAUCAUAUGCAUAUACAUACAGGGCUGAAGCUAUUUCAGUGCAAAGAAUGUGACAAUAGUUUUGUUCAUUCAAGCGAUCUAGGAGAACAAAUGCACACUCGAAAUAUCCAAUCCAUGAAGAACGCUGAUCAGCUGGAGAAGAGAUCAUUGGUCGUGUUAGAUUUUUUGAAAAGUACUCAAGAGGAUAACAGGAGUGGCAUUAAAACAGUGAGUCAGGGAACAGAGACAUUCAGAAUGUGCUUUCUUUCUAGAAAUAAGAAGGCAUUGAAUGGGAAUGAGAAUUUGAGCUAUAAAAUCGAUAAACUAGACCAAAACAUUUUAAAAAGUAAAGGCACAGAGACAUUCAGACAUGUGGUAUUUUUCUAA